Clavispora lusitaniae ATCC 42720 is the source of this 1230-nucleotide messenger RNA. Its product is annotated as NADP-dependent isocitrate dehydrogenase. NCBI's taxonomy places the organism in Eukaryota, Fungi, Ascomycota, Pichiomycetes, Serinales, Metschnikowiaceae. Gene Ontology annotation, biological process: isocitrate metabolic process; NADP+ metabolic process. Gene Ontology annotation, cellular component: mitochondrion. The record is from RefSeq and is a predicted model, not a curated record. Gene Ontology annotation, molecular function: NAD binding; magnesium ion binding; isocitrate dehydrogenase (NADP+) activity.
AUGUCGCAAAAAAUCACUGUUAAGAAUCCCAUCGUUGAGAUGGAUGGAGAUGAGAUGACCAGAAUUAUCUGGCAAUUCAUCAAAGACAAGCUCAUUUUGCCAUACUUGGACAUUGAUUUGAAAUACUAUGACCUUGGAAUCCAGUACAGAGAUGAGACAGAUGACCAAGUCACAAUUGAUGCUGCAAAUGCUGUUUUGAAGUAUGGUGUUGGUGUCAAAUGCGCCACCAUUACUCCAGACGAAGCCAGAGUGGCUGAAUUUGGUUUGAAGAAGAUGUGGUUGUCACCAAAUGGUACUUUGCGUAACAUUUUGGGCGGAACAGUCUUCAGAGAGCCAAUUGUUAUUGACAACAUUCCAAGAAUUGUUCCCACUUGGGAGAAGCCCAUCAUUAUUGGUAGACAUGCUUUUGGAGACCAGUAUAAGGCUACUGAUGUUGUGAUCCCCAAAGCUGGAAACUUGUCUUUGGUUUUUAAGCCACUGGAUGGCUCCCCUGAACAAGUUAUCCCAGUUUACGACUACAAGGGUGCAGGUGUUGCCUUGUCCAUGUAUAACACCGAUGAGUCCAUCACUGAUUUUGCUGAGUCUUCCUUCAGAAUGGCAUUGGAGCGUAAGAUGAACUUGUUCUCCACUACCAAGAACACCAUCUUGAAGAAGUACGAUGGCAGAUUCAAGGACAUUUUUGAAGGUUUGUACGAGAAGAAGUACAAGAAGGAUUUUGAGGCUGCUGGCAUUUGGUUCGAGCACAGAUUGAUCGACGACAUGGUGGCACAAAUGUUGAAGUCCAAAGGCGGUUACAUUAUUGCUAUGAAGAACUACGAUGGUGAUGUGCAAUCAGACAUUGUCGCUCAAGGUUUCGGAUCCUUGGGUCUCAUGACGUCUGUUCUUGUUACCCCAGACGGAAAAGCAUUCGAGGCUGAAGCAGCUCAUGGAACUGUCACAAGACAUUACAGACAACAUCAACAAGGUAAGGAAACCUCUACCAACUCUAUUGCUUCUAUCUUUGCGUGGACCAGAGGCUUAAUCCAAAGAGGUAACUUGGAUGGCACCCCUGAAGUGGUCAAGUUUGGAGAGGACUUGGAGAAAGCUGUCAUUGACACUGUGGCCAUUGACAACAAGAUGACAAAGGAUUUGGCUUUGACUCAAGGUAAAACUGACAGAAGCUCUUAUGUCACCACUGAAGAGUUUAUUGACGCUGUGCAGGAGAGAUUGAACAAGAACUUGGGUCGCUAG